Molecule: messenger RNA, 977 nt
Organism: Aegilops tauschii subsp. strangulata
Lineage: Eukaryota; Viridiplantae; Streptophyta; Magnoliopsida; Poales; Poaceae
Product: putative glutaredoxin-C14
Source: RefSeq, a predicted model, not a curated record
UUUCCUCUUUGGCACAACACAAGGCAACAACAACUAGCUAGAGCUACACAAGGCUCCAUCACAUUUCAAAGUCCUCUUCAAACCUCAAAGCAAAGCACGCUCAGAGAUCCGUGCACGUACACACAUAACCCAUUAGAAGAACUUAUUUAGAAGGCAGAUGGACCGCGUGAUGAAGCUGGCGUCGGAGCGAGCGGUGGUGAUCUUCACCCUGAGUUCCUGUUGCAUGUGCCACACCGUGGCGCGGCUCUUCUGCGACCUGGGUGUCAAUGCACUGGUGCGCGAGCUAGACCAAGACCCAAGGGGAAAGGAGAUGGAGAGAGCUCUCCUCAAGAUGCUCGGGAAAGGCCCGUCUGUUCCAGUGGUGUUCAUCGGCGGGAAGCUUGUCGGCGGGACAAACAGAGUCAUGUCCAUGCAUCUCAGCGGCGAGCUGGUCCCAAUGCUGAGGAAUGCAGGUGCCCUCUGGCUAUAGAGGAAUGCAGGUGCCACUUGGGAAAAUAAAUUUUUGUCAAAGAGUGUCAAGUAUAUGCAUUUUCUUAGAGUAACUUAACUAAUGGCCUGGUUAGCGUCGAUCGAACUGGUUUUUUCAAUCCUGUUCUGACAAUAGCAAGGCUUAUAGCUCGCUAGGAGCGAGUUUUACGUACGAGCGAUGUUCGUGUUGUAAUCCCAGCGCUAUUUGUGCAGGUGUACAAUCUUUUCUCAAAGAACCUACACAACCUUUUCUCAAAGAGCUAGUUGAUAAAUAAAUGUAUAAACAGUUCAUUAUCAAAUGAUAUGCGCACAUCUCUAACCUAAAAAUUGUGUAUAGUUGCAUUGCAUAUUGAUCAUCGUAGUUUAUCAUCGUCUCCUGAUUGUUUACUAUAAUUAUUUUCUGUCACAUAUGCAUCGGCACCUCGCGUGAUCUGGCCGGUACGGUGAUGGUCCAGCGGCUGUUCGGGGGAUGCAACAUCAAUGGCGGCGACGCGACUAGGUAUGUGGUG